AUGACGCGCGUGAAGACGCCAUCGCCGUCACCUCCAGGUGGAGGAGGAGAGGAAGAGUUUGAGCGUGAUGACCUGUACACUCCAGGUACCAUUGGAACGGUCGGGUCAAACGGAACACCCACGAGGGGUCGCAAGCGAUCAGGCACUUCCUCCGGCGCAAGUCCGUCAACUAAGCGAGCGAACACUGCGGCCUCCGCCAGGGCCUCCGCGUCCGCCAGGGCCUCUGCUGCCUCCAGGGCCUCGACCGCCUCCAAGAAGAAGACGGCAGCCCCAGCGAAGCCUCCAACAAAGCCGAGAGUCAAAGGCAAACUCGUUUUCGGCAUCGACCUCGGAACUACGUUUACGGGCGUCAGUUACGCCUACUCGGGAGAUGCGAACAGAAUUGAAAUUGUUAUGAGCUGGGAUGACUCUAACGACGACCAUGUGAAGAUCCCCACAGUCAUCAAGUUAGGCAAACCAAAGGACAUCUGGGGCAUCGAAGCCAAGGAUCUUCCGGACGCAUUGAGAUGGUUCAAGCUGCUCCUCGUGAAUCCGUCCGACCUAGAUGUCGGAGUCCGCAACUCCAUCCAGAUUCAGAACGCACGACGAGUGCUAUCAGACUUGGGGAUCUCCCCUGAAGAGGCCAUUGGUGCUUACCUGAAACAUGUGUGGGACCGCUGCAAUGAGAAGCUCAAAGAGGCAGAGGGAGAGGAGAUUGUUGACACCUCAUGCUUCCACGUUUACAUCACAGUUCCAGCCAUCUGGCCAACCUAUGCUCGCAACCGAAUGGAAAAGGCCGUCAAGCUGGCAGGCAUUCUCAAGAAGCGCCCAGCUGGUCAAACCAAACAUGAACUUGUCUUUGAGCCUGAGGCUGCUGCUCUUGCAACGCUAUCAGGCAUGCGAGGGCGACACACCAUCAAGGAGGGCGAUGUCUUUGUUGUCGUUGACUGUGGAGGCGGCACAGUCGACAUCAUAACUUACAGGAUCAAGAGCAUGGAUCCUAUGGAUGUUGCAGAGGUCGUUAAGGGUCAAGGUCGGCUUUGUGGCGCCAUCUUCGUGGACGAGCGAUUCAAGGAGCUUCUGAUCAGAAAGCUACGAGCAAUACGUGAAGACGCUACGGACUUGGUAUCUGAGGCAGAGAUCCAGGAGAUCAUGAAACGCAAUUGGGAGAGUGAAAUCCGCAGCCAAUUCAACGGUCAAGCCAAGACUUGGACCAUCCGCCAGCCGUACCGCCUCAUUGACGGUCAGCCGGACCCAAACAGUGGCUAUCCCCAGUUCACAAUCACAUCAGCAGAGAUUGAAGAGGUUUUCAAAUCCAGUGUGGAGGAAAUCCAGUCCCUGGUUCACCGCCAGAUUGAAGCUGCAAUCAAAAAGCACCCGGACCGUCCCCCCCAGUACGUGAUGCUCGUGGGAGGCUUCGGAAGUUGCAAUUAUAUUCGUCAGCAUCUCAGGCGUCACUUUCGAGACGUAGAAGUUUUGCCAGGGAGAGGCUCCGCGCCCUGGUCGGCGAUCUCGCGCGGCGCCGUAAUCCAUGGUCUCACGAAUUUGAAGAUCGACUCACCCUUCAGUGUGAGUGUCGGAUCAAGAAUUGCGAGGGCCAGUUACGGGGUGAAGUGUGAGGAGCUGUACGAUGAGGGUAAACACAACCCAGAGCACAAGCGGUUCAACCCUGUCUUGCGGAAGCAUGUGGUGCCCGGGGUGAUGAAGUGGCAUGUUAUCAAGGGCCAGGACAUCUUUUCAAAGAAGAAUCCUUCAUUCCUGUUCACGAAACUCCUGUCUCAGCCGCCAGAGACGAUCGAGACCAGCAUUUUCAUGUCUCUGGCAGAAAAUCCUCCUACACGCAAGGACAACUCGGUUGGUGAGGUUUUCAAACUCACUUGGGACAUUCAGAUUGAUUGGAAUGCCUUAGAGCUUCUCGAACAGGACGAGAACUACAGGAAGCUUGAGUACACAGUCGAGAUGAAGUGCAGUUCUGGAGCUACGGCUUUCUACAUCUACCAUGGUGGAUACAAACAGGCUGGCAAGAACGUAUCUGUUGAGGUUUUGGAGACUGCAGAUACCUGA
Molecule: messenger RNA, 2043 nt
Organism: Diaporthe batatas
Lineage: Eukaryota; Fungi; Ascomycota; Sordariomycetes; Diaporthales; Diaporthaceae
Exons: 7
Coding region: 1-2043 (680 amino acids)
Molecular function (GO): ATP binding; ATP-dependent protein folding chaperone
Source: RefSeq, a predicted model, not a curated record